Molecule: messenger RNA, 252 nt
Organism: Cutaneotrichosporon cavernicola
Lineage: Eukaryota; Fungi; Basidiomycota; Tremellomycetes; Trichosporonales; Trichosporonaceae
Exons: 4
Coding region: 1-252 (83 amino acids)
Source: RefSeq, a predicted model, not a curated record
AUGGCAGGACACAACAACCCCCUUCUCGUCGACCCCUCUAUCGACCGGUGGGCGGCGAUGCGCGAGAACGUGUACCAGCACUUCAAGUUCUCGCGUGCCAUCACCUACAAGGUUCUGCGGUGGGCUGUCAUCGUCCCCGGCAUCACCUUCGCUGUCGCCUCCAUUUACGACGGCAAGCUCGACUGGGCGGGCAAGCGCCGCGAGGACUCUCUGCUUGCCAACCCACCAAAGAAGGAGGAGGCCCAGGAGUAG